CCAGUGGAGCCAGUCUAUCAGUUUCCCAUUUCUAAGAUGUUAUCUUCUCCUCACUACCACCCCACCAUCCAAAUCCAUGUCUCCACCCACAACCCCAAUUCCACCACCACUCUCCUCCUCCCCUUUUCCACCACCACCACCACCACCACCAGACUCCCCCACCUCUUCCCCAUCUCUUCAUCUUCUCCCAAUCAUCAUCACCACCACGAAACCCAUCAAAACCCAGACACCACCACCACCACCUCCAAAGAAAUAUUCCGAAAGCACAACGACAAAUCAACAGCCUUCCUUCUCCACCACCUGUCAACCCAACAACAACAACAACAACAACAACCAAAACCCAAAUCUCAACCCCUUGGGUCCGAACAAGUUCACUCCAUACCCGAAGAAGACAGAGUGAAGCUUCUGGAAAUCUCUCUCGUACGCAAAAGAACCCCUCAAUUUCCAGGCGCUAUCUACAUACAGUCCCCAAGCGACGCCGAUGUGAGCUCUUCUCUGCCGCCUCUUCGCAGCCUAUUCGCCGGCGCUGAAGAUGAAGAGAUGAUAUUCAGGGCGGUUGAGAUUCGGCGCACCGUGACGGUGGAGAUUUUCAAGGAAGCGAUGAGAAAGGGCAAGUUUGGGAUUACUUAUUCUACCAAUUUGGUUUCUAGGUUACCUGAAUUUAUUGAUUUCGUGAUGAUUAAAGCUGCUUCCAUGAAGCAAUUGGAUGAAUAUUCACAAUCUACAUUCAAUGUUCGUGCCAAAACAUUCAUUGAUGAGUCUAAUGUUGUCCCACUUAUCAGGUGGUUGAAACACAAUUCACUGUCAUAUCCUCAAAUUGGGAAGCUCAUAUGCAUGUCAAGAGGAAAUCUUGAUGCCAUAAGGCAUGUUGCUGAUUGGUUGAAAUCAAUUAAUGUGAAGGGGAGAUUUAUCGGGGUUGCAUUGGUGAAAGCAGGAGAGAAUAUUUUGGAGCUCAGUGAUGAAGAAUUGGAUGAGAUUGUUGGUUAUCUAGAAAGCAACGGUGUGAGGAGGGACUGGAUGGGUUAUGUCGUGAGCCGAUGUCCUUGGUUGUUGUCUUACAGUAUGGACGAACUGAAGUCUCGGGUGCAAUUCUACUUGGAUAUGGGUAUGAAUGAUAAAGAUUUUGGAACAAUGGUUUUCGAUUAUCCCCAGGUGCUUGGCUACUUCUCUAUGGAAGAGAUGAAGCAAAAGGUAGGUUAUCUCAUGGAAUUUGGCCUUGGCAAUGAAGAUGUUGGUAGAUUACUAGCUUUUAAGCCACAACUGAUGGCUUGCAGCAUUGAGGAAAGAUGGAAGCCACUUGUCAAGUAUCUAUACUACCUUGGGAUUUCCAAAGAUGGUAUGAGGAGAAUACUUACUAUCAAACCAAUGGUUUUCUGUGUUGAUUUGGAGAGCACCAUCGUGCCAAAGGUACAAUUUUUACGCGACAUAGGUGUUAAAGAAGAUGCCAUAGGCAACAUGCUUGUCAAGUUUCCUCCAUUACUGACGUACAGCCUCUACAAGAAAAUCCGCCCCGUGGUUGUAUUCUUGUUGACAAAAGCUGGAGUCACCCAGAGGGAUAUUGGAAAGGUGAUAGCUUUGGCGCCAGAGCUCUUGGGGUGCAGCAUAGCACAUAAGCUGGAUGUUAAUGUGAAAUAUUUUCUGUCACUUGGCAUUCCUCUUCGAUUAUUGGGUGAGAUGAUAGCUGAUUUUCCCAUGCUACUCCGCUACAAUAUAGACGCCCUUCGUCCCAAGUACCGAUAUUUGCGGAGGAUUAUGGUACGCCCUUUGAAGGACCUCAUUGAGUUUCCAAGGUUCUUCAGCUAUUCCCUUGACGGUCGAAUAAUGCCAAGGCACAAGAUUCUGGUGGAGAAUCGGAUAAAUUUUAAACUGCGCUACAUGUUACCGGGCACCAAUGAAGAAUUUGAUCGGAGGGUUCGUGCUGCAGUGGAGAGGCGCCAGAGAUUUGAAUCCGGUGUCGCAGAUAACUACCCAUCUGAUUGUCAAACUGAUGGCUCCAUAGAGAGGACUUUAGUUGAUUUUUCUGUAAAUGAUUAUUCUUCUUCUGAUAAUCAAACAGCUGAGUGCUCAAUGGGAAGUAAGCAGUUGAGUGCAUCAGAAAACAAGAUUUCUCAAAGAUUGUUGAUUUCAGAUUAAUAAUAAUAAAAUAAAUAAUUUAUAUGAUUCC
Camellia sinensis is the source of this 2164-nucleotide messenger RNA. The record is from RefSeq and is a predicted model, not a curated record. NCBI's taxonomy places the organism in Eukaryota, Viridiplantae, Streptophyta, Magnoliopsida, Ericales, Theaceae.